This is a messenger RNA of Lasiodiplodia theobromae, 459 nucleotides long. Its product is annotated as Peptidyl prolyl cis-trans isomerase. Gene Ontology annotation, molecular function: RNA binding. The transcript has 2 exons. The record is from RefSeq and is a predicted model, not a curated record. Bases 1 to 459 code for a protein of 152 amino acids. NCBI's taxonomy places the organism in Eukaryota, Fungi, Ascomycota, Dothideomycetes, Botryosphaeriales, Botryosphaeriaceae.
AUGUCCGAAACAGCGCGCCUCAAGGCGACCGUCUAUGUCGGCGGCCUCGACAACCAGGUCACCAGCCGCACGCUGCACGACGCCUUCGUGCCCUUCGGCGAGAUUGUCGACAUAUCUUUGCCCAAGCCCGACUUGCCUUCGUCGACCGAUCCGCACCGCGGCUUCGGCUACGUCGAGUUCGAGCAUGCUGCCGACGCCCGCGAGGCCAUCGACAACAUGGACCAGAGCGAGCUCUUCGGCCGCGUCAUCAAGGUCGCCACCGCGAAGCCGCAGAAGGACCAGAACGAGGGUCUGGGAAGCAAGACGGCCAUCUGGGAACAGGAGGGCUACUUGGCCAAGCACGCGGUCAGUGAUGAAGACCGCUUGGCUGCUGAGCAAGCAAAGGCGGGAGCGAUGACAGCCGCGGAUCCCAUGCAGGGAUUGGAAGGCCUAGACGUCGCUGGCCCAAAGCCUGAAUGA